GUAACGCUAAGACGGAUGUGCCGUGGAGACGUGGCGGAGGUGACUGGUCUGACAGAGUUGGAGGGCUGGAAUUACAGUCAGGAGAUAGUGCAGGCUCUCUUUGAAUGCAACGCAGAAGGGUCGUUUAUUGCCGAGUUAAAUGGGAAAGUUGUUGGUGUAAUAAUGGGGUUUAACCUGAAUGAAGAGGAAUCAUUUGGAGGAAUGUGGAUCGAUCGUCAGUCAGAAGCAACGCGGGCAGCGUGUCGGCACAAGAUUGUGGCAAAGAAGAAAAGAACACAUAGGUUUCAGGAACUUCGGCAUAUUUUCGGUCGGGGAUAGAGUUGAACCCAACAGAAAAUUGGGUUUCACUGUAGAGUCAUGGAAAGUAUGUCAUAUAUCCGGCAUCAUCGCUUUGGCCAAGUUAAAUGUGGAUCCUGACAACACCGUUUCUGUUAUCCCGUCUUAUGAUGUCCCUUUUCACCGUUUGCUUCAGUAUGACACUGAAAUCCACAGGAUUGAGCGUGGAAAGUUUCUCAGAGCGUGGCUCGACAAGAAGUUCACCUUGACCCUGGUUGCCAGCAGUAGAGCAGGAGAUAUUGUUGGAUAUGGCGUUAUUCAGCGCGGUGCCAAGUGUAAUAUCAUAGCACCACUGUACGGAGAUAGUCCAAACAUCAUCAAGACUUUACUUGUCAAGUUAAUCAGCAGAGCUAGUAAUGGGGAGGUCAUUGACAUGUGGGCGCCGGUCGGGAGUGAGGUUCUGCAGGAAUUAUUGAGUCAAAAUAAAAGUACGCUCAAGGUGCUUUAUGAGUCAACCCGAAUGUUCUUCCAUCGUGACAUGGUGGUCCCACUAGAGAAGAUUCUGGCCAUUGCGUCGGCGGAGAUCAUGCCUUGUUAAACAUCAGUGAAUCCAGUUAUAUGCAACAGAGAGCCUAAGGUACAAAGGCUGCUCACUUACAUUCAACUGAAACUGAUAAAUAAUAAGCCAACUUUACCAACUAUGACUUACACAUUCAUUUUUAAAAUGUUGUGCAGAAGGCCUUCUGAAAAUGUUGACUUUCGUUUCUAAAAGUAAUAUUUAUAUAGUUGAAAGACAAAUGUUUGUGAGUCAUUGUCCGUAUUUUAUAUCCUUGUUUCAUGAAGGUAUAUUACAAGGUGGCCCAAAAAGACUGGACUGUGUUCUUUUAAAAAUGAUGAUACAUAUCUCUGUAUACAAGGCAAAAGCUUACAUCACACAGAACUUUCAUGUCUGUAAGACAGGUCUGAGAAAAAAGAAUUGAUAAAUUUUCCUUUCAAUUGAAAAUGCUACUUUAUAAAAAGUGGAAACAUCUUUUUGGACAACCCUAUAUUACGUACAUCGUACCUGAAGCUACGGACAUAAGAUUAAGUAAUCGUUAUCAUCGGUUUAACUAGA
Messenger RNA from Lingula anatina, 1390 nucleotides. RefSeq lists its product as uncharacterized. The record is from RefSeq and is a predicted model, not a curated record. Gene Ontology annotation, molecular function: acyltransferase activity, transferring groups other than amino-acyl groups. Lineage: Eukaryota; Metazoa; Brachiopoda; Lingulata; Lingulida; Lingulidae.